AUGGCGGGAGGCAAGUCCAGCGGCAACGCCGCGCGCAGCAGGAAGCGCGUCGAGGCCACCGUCCUCAAGCGCUCCAGGGACGGGAGCGCCUUCACCAGAUGCGAGGCCUGCAACAAGGAUGUCCCCGUCGUCCUCAUCGACAUGCACAGCUGCAGCCUCGACAACAAGAUCAGGAUGACGCUCGAGGCGCAGGUCGUUGAGAAGACCGUCGAGGUCGCCAAGGCCGCCGACCGCAAGAAGUCCUCUGCCAAGGGAGGCGGCGGCAACAAGGAUGCCAAGCGCAAGCGCUCGCCCACCGCCUUCUUCCUCUUCAUGAACGACUUCAGGAAGGAGUUCAAGGCCGCCCAUCCUGACAACAAGAGUGUCGCCACCGCUGCAAAGGAAGCAGGGGAGAAGUGGAAGUCCAUGACAGACGAGGAGAAGAAGCCUUACAUUGAAAGGGCCGCGGAGCUCAAGGCUCAAGCCGAGAAUGGCGAGGGAAGUGGUGAGACCAAUGUUGCCAAGGAGAAAGCCAAGACAGAUGACAAGGAUGGGGAGCAGGAGGUGGACCAGCCAGCAAAGAAGCGCAUCAGGCGCAAGGUUCUUGACGAGGAUGAGGAUGACAUCGGCAACCAGGAAGACGAGGAUGAGCAGAACGAGUUGGAUGAUGACAUGUAG
Messenger RNA from Miscanthus lutarioriparius, 657 nucleotides. The record is from the annotation of a GenBank genome assembly. NCBI's taxonomy places the organism in Eukaryota, Viridiplantae, Streptophyta, Magnoliopsida, Poales, Poaceae.